Manduca sexta (tobacco hornworm) is the source of this 639-nucleotide messenger RNA. RefSeq lists its product as uncharacterized. The record is from RefSeq and is a predicted model, not a curated record. NCBI's taxonomy places the organism in Eukaryota, Metazoa, Arthropoda, Insecta, Lepidoptera, Sphingidae. The transcript has a single exon. The coding region runs from base 19 to 621 and encodes 200 amino acids.
AGAGAUAUUUAGAGUGAAAUGGAUAGAAUUAUCAAGGCCGGUAGCUCGCAGAUUGAUUCGAUAAUUGAAUGUAUUCGCAAUAAAGUAGAAAGUUUUAAUGAAGAACCUGUUGUUAAAAAGCUGACGGUACACGCCAAUGAAACCGAGAACCGAGAAGACUCUAAGCAUAGAAUCGACAGAGAAAUCUCACAACUAGAAUCGGUAAUUAAAAAAUUACAAAACGAAAUAAAUGAGAUGGCUUCUAACUCUGACCAAUCUAAGCAGGAAUUCCGACCUGAAGUCACUGAUGAUAUCGACAAAGAUUUACUCAUACCUGACGCUGAUCCAGAAAAAAUGAUUCCACAAAUAAUAAAGAGCAUAGAUUUAAAUGCGAGGGAUGAUACAAAUUUUCCUGUCAAAAUAAGUUACUCCAAAGAUCUCAAAAUAGCAGAUAGUCAAAAAAGUAUUGUAACAGUGAAACCAAAGGUAGAAGACGAAAUACCAGACAGCGAAUAUUGGGACGACGGACUCGAACAACUAGUACGUGAGCUGAAAUCCGAAAUCAACGACAAAAUGGACUCUAUGGAAGACGUUGAACCAGGAGAGAGCUCACAAAAAUGUAAUAAGAGUGAAAUGUCUUAAUAAACCGGGCAUUGCUGA